Messenger RNA from Symbiodinium sp. CCMP2456, 624 nucleotides. The record is from the annotation of a GenBank genome assembly. NCBI's taxonomy places the organism in Eukaryota, Dinophyceae, Suessiales, Symbiodiniaceae.
AUGAGCCGCGUUUGCAUCGUGCUGAGUCUUUUGAUGGCCAUGGCCUAUGGAAACCUACGGGGCAGUGAGCCGGAACCGUGUGUCGAUCAGGGCAGCUCCUGCAGUCCAACGUCGAAUCGUUGUUGCCAGGGGCCAGGGUUGAUGACCUGCCGCCUGCGCCCAAGCCGCGUGGCAGGGGACGAAGGCAUGGCCUACCAAUGUGGAGAGGAAUUCCCGGAACAGAAGCUGCCAGAUCCCAGCUGCACGCCAGAAGGUCAGGAGUGCACUUCCGACUUCAGCUGCUGCCAAGUGGACCGCAGCAGUUUGCAUAUGACCUGCCAGCUUGAGUACGGGCCGAAGAAGCGCCGGGUCUGCAAGGGCAAGAUGGAGAACCUGGGUGCAGAAACGGCUUGCGUUGCGGAGGGAAGCAGCUGCAACCCUUUGGAGAACAGCUGCUGCCAGGAUCAAGAUGGCGCAAAAGCUCUGCGAACCUGUCAGCUCAAGUUCCUCGAGCAACCUGGAGACCACAGCAUGGCAUACCUCUGCAUCGCAUUCGGUGCAGGGCUUGAGCACAAGAUCAAAGCCGCACGUUGGCAUCUUGUGUGGAGGGGAUGGUCGGGUGUCCCAAGAUCGUCUGAAGUGUAG